CUGGGCUGGCGUCACUUCCGGUUCUCUGUCAGUCCAGAGCGAGCGAGCGUGCUGGAGACUGUUGGACUGUAGGGGCGGAGGAAUGCCUAAAUCAAAGGAACUUGUUUCUUCAAGCUCUUCGGGCAGCGAUUCUGACAGUGAAGUUGAAAAGAAGUUAAAAAGGAAAAAGCAAGUUGCUCCUGAAAAACCUGUAAAGAAGCAGAAGACUGGUGAAACUUCCAGAGCUCUGGCCUCCCCCAAGCAAAGCAGCAGCAGCAGAGAUGACAACAUGUUUCAGAUUGGGAAAAUGAAGUAUGUCAGCGUUCGAGAAUUUAAAGGGAAUGUUCUAAUUGAUAUUAGAGAAUACUGGAUGAAUCAGGAUGGUGAAAUGAAACCAGGAAGAAAAGGUAUUGCUUUAAGUCCGGAGCAGUGGAGCCAGCUGAAGGAACAAAUUUCUGACAUUGAUGAUGCAGUAAGAAAACUGUAAAACCUGAGCCAUAUAAAACCUGUACUGUUCUAGUUGUAUUAAUCUGUCUUUUUACAUUGGCUUUUGUUUUCUAAAUGUUGUUUUACACGCUGUUGUAUAUUUGGAUUGCAGAACAAUUUGUAAGUUUUUUUUAAUGUGCAUUAUUAAAAAUGUUCUUAGUGAAGCUGUCAACUUUAUUAAGAGAUUGCUUUGUUAUCCCACCUAGUGUAAAAUAAAGUCAGAUCAUUACAGUCUUCACUGUCGUGGCCUUUUUUGAUCAAAAGGAUAGGCUCUGUUCAAGGCCCAAAAUAACCCUUACAAACCUAUUGGUUUGAACUCAGCCUUUAUAUUGAGGGGGAAAAAAAGGAUUUGUAUUGAGUUACUUUUUUAAUGUUUGAUUUGUAAAAUGUAUACUUGAUUUCUUCCCUCUCAACCAAAUGUCUAAACUUGCUUGACUUUCUAUCCUGUUUCUUUACUUCAUUUUCCUUAACUUAAUCUCUUCAUGGAUGAUCUUUUAGUCUUUUCCUUGGAUAUACUAUGCUGAUUUGGAGAGUCAAUCUGUCAAAGUUUUGUAUGGAACUUAUAAUUAAACACAAAUUACUGCUGUAUUAAAUAUUAACAGAUCAGUUUGCUAACUGACUUAAAACAGCAAGUAUAUGUCAUUACCCAUCAUGUUCUGUGUAGUUACUGCUUAGUUUACAGAAAAUAAUGACUCACAUGUCUGAUUAGCUUUCACUUAGCAAACAUGCUCAUCAUAGGAUGAUGUCUGUAAACCCAGAUGUCAUUAAGCUAGAUUAGAGUUUAGUAAAUGUUGUGAAAGCAUGCUGGCCCAGCAUUAUAACACUCAGUAUAUAUUAGUGUAGCCAGAGAGAUCGGUGAGCUUUACUGCCAGGGUAGGUAAUGUGGCCAGUAGAGGUUAUUUUGCAGUUAAUCUACUAGACAAUGGCAUUCUAGACUUGAUGCUGUGAAAUUUAAUAGACACUCCUAGGUGGUUUUCAUUUCUCCAGGAUGAUGAAGCAGACAGACUGAGGCACAGGUUUCAGGGGCGUUUCAGCAAUAAAUAGGGCAUGGCGUGCCUUAUGGAAAGAAUGUUGUAGGUGAAACUUAGUGCAGUUAGGGAGGUGGAAGAAAUUGUCUUGAAAGUGGUAGACAUGAAGUUUUGAUCUCAUCAAUAUGGCAUAGUUAGGGAGGAUGGUAAUAAGAAUGAUUUGAAGACGUGUAAAACAUUUGAAUUUUUACUACCAUUAAGGGCUGCCAUAUCAGAAUUGCACUAUCCUAUUAACAAGUUUGAUUUAUUUGUCUAAAUCAUUUUUUUGUGGGAUUGUCAAGAAUUUAAAAACCAUCUGCCAGGUCAUAUACAGUUAGCAAUUUUUUCCCCUGGCAGUUAUUCUUUUGUAUUUUAUAUUCUUGAAGUAACUUUUUUAGUGUAUUUAGUAAUUGUAAAGUAGUUGCAAACAGAUAAAUCUCACUUCUUGUAGUUUCGUCUUAAUAGGGACCAAAAUAUUCAAAUAUGGUAUAUAAUUUAGACAAAUUCUCAAGAGAUACCCCUCCCCCCCAUUGGGGAAGAAAUAAUGUGUUCUAUUUCAUUAACUUAGUUUUGUGAACUAUUCCUUACUUUUGUCGUUCAAUAAGGGUAGUUAGGACACAAAACUAGUGUUUUUGGUGUAGAUGAAAGCUAAAUUUGCUAGGUUCCCAUGGACUUAAGGGUGUAUGCUUAUACAGGGUGGUGCUGCAGUCUAUUACUAGCUAGCAUUUGCUAGCUGCUUAACAUAAUAAGAUCUCCAUAUAAAGAAUGUUCUCUGGCACAGUUUGGUAAGUUAACAACUAAAUUCACUUAAUUAUGUUACUGGUUGUAUAGUAUACCAAAAUCAUUUAUCUUUCUUUGUGUAUGUAGAAAAUGAUGAAAACUGGUAUAAAAGAAGAGGGACUAACUCAAACUGAAAAGAAGGGAACAGAACAUCUAUGUCUUGUUCAUAAGUGUCAUAUUUUGCAAUGCCAAAAUGAUUAAAAGAGUACUUUGGCCUUGCCUUUUGAUGCUCAGUAGCAAGGCUUUCUGAUGGUAUUUCCUUUUUGUCUUUUAAAGUAUGAGCUAUUUUUGACCAGUUUCCAGUGCUGUUCACAUUUUAUUUAAAGAAAUUAAUGAAAAAAAAACAUAUUUUUCUUUGUUUCAUAAGUGUCUGAAAACUUUUGAGGAGUAACCCUACCUCAUUGGCUAGUUAAGCUGCGGUGAAGGCCCCUUGAUUCUAUAGCAUAUCUUUAGACACAAGCACUUAGGUAAAACAAUGGGAGAAAGUAAUCCUGGCUUGUCGACUGAGCUGAGAACUGAACAUUGUUUAAAUGCUCCUGACAGAGGUAUGUUAGCAGAGGACUAAGUAUGAAGUAUGAACUGUAAAGAAUGUUGAGUUACCUUUAGCCAUCUCUCUUGAAUUAUCUUUGGAUUACUUUUUAUGAAAAUUAGCAUAGUGAAACCCUCAGUUUUUUUCUCCCAGAAAAAGUGUUUCCUUGGAUAAAGUCUCAUGUAAACAUACAUAUAAUCCAAAGUAUGUAAUUCUGUACUUGUGGAAUGCCUGUAUACUUUGUUGAUACAUCUUCCAUGGAGAUGUCAAUGAAUUUAAUGCUCCACCUGUGAAUAUUUUAAAUGUUGAAAUAAAAAUACAAAAUGUG
Messenger RNA from Jaculus jaculus (lesser Egyptian jerboa), 3109 nucleotides. RefSeq names its product SUB1 regulator of transcription (gene Sub1). Gene Ontology annotation, cellular component: transcription regulator complex; nucleus. Bases 83 to 466 code for a protein of 127 amino acids. Gene Ontology annotation, molecular function: DNA binding; transcription coactivator activity. The transcript is spliced from 5 exons. NCBI's taxonomy places the organism in Eukaryota, Metazoa, Chordata, Mammalia, Rodentia, Dipodidae. Gene Ontology annotation, biological process: positive regulation of transcription initiation by RNA polymerase II. The record is from RefSeq and is a predicted model, not a curated record.